Molecule: messenger RNA, 2750 nt
Organism: Ascoidea rubescens DSM 1968
Lineage: Eukaryota; Fungi; Ascomycota; Saccharomycetes; Ascoideales; Ascoideaceae
Exons: 1
Coding region: 18-2597 (859 amino acids)
Source: RefSeq, a predicted model, not a curated record
CAGCAGAAGCAACACAAAUGCCCAGCUACUCCAAAGAAGACACGCUUUUCGACCAGGCUGCUGCCGGUUUUCCCGACAGAUACUCGCCCAUAUCCUCGCGCCACAGACACAGAUACCCCCUCUACACCCACCACUACCACGAGAAACACAACGAGAAACAUACCUCCUCCAGCUCCAGCUCCAGCUCCAGCUCCCUGCCCAAUUCUAGAAGAACAAAGUACCUGAUCCUUCUCCUUUCCUUGCUUCUUGUUGUCUUCUACUACUCACCUGUCUUAUCCUUUUUCCAUCCUCACUCCCACCCUCCCACAGAACACGAUUUCGUCCAUAACUGUCACCUAAAACCCUUCUUCCACAACAAAUACUACAACAAGAACAAACUAGACUUAUCCAACAAGGCCUCCCAACGAAAGUUCUUUGAAAAUUUCGACUUGGCUGCUCCAAACUCUUUGUCCAGUGAUUUCCUCAACAACAUCAACAACUCCAACAACAUCUCCAACCCAGUCAAGGAAAUCUUCCAGGUCUCCUCUCCAAUCAAUUUGGCAAACUACUCCCUUUUCCAUACUCAACCUCUCUUGCUCAAUUACACCUUUGGUGACUCUUGGGGCAAACCCUCUAUUUCCACCAUAAUCCCACCGGUUCUAAAAAAUCUUGUCCCAGAUUACCAGUUCUACAAAGACAACAACCUCUUCAAAAUCCUACUAGAAAUCAACAUCACCUCAAAUGGCGUCCAGUACGACAGAUUGGCCCAUUUGUAUCUCAACAAAAUUCCAAUCUGGAGAACAAGUACUCCAGAACCUGGCAACUCCAGAAUUCACUCCUCCUUCAGAAAGGACGUCUCCACUUACCUUUCCCUCUUCGAAAACGAUCAAUUGGAAUUGAUGUUCCAGCUAGACAACCUCCUAACCGGCAGACUAACUGGCAAAUUCAACAUCUCCAUCUCUUCCUACUACUACAAAGCCUCUUCUCCAUCCACCAUCUCCCUUCUUGACAGUAACAGCAACAACAACAACGACAACUUUAACGAAGACACCCUCAACUUGUACCAAAACAACAGUGACAUCCUCCUAAACUCUCUUUUCUCCAUCUACAACAAACCGGCAAACAAAAUCAUCCCCAUCAUCAACAAGAAAAUCAACUCAAGACCCCCCUUGGUCUACCUCCCUUCCUCAAACCUCAUCUUUCCAAUCCAAAAAUUACCCUCAAACACAACAAGAGUCAAAUUGGCCCUCUUCAUCUCCGGCAACGCUGCUGAAGAAUUUUGGUACUCAAACGUCCUCGACCCUUAUAAAAACAAAUUCUCCGAUAAUGGCCAUCAACUACUUGGCCAUGGACCCUGCAGACUCAUAAACAUCUACUUGAACAACAAACUCAUCUCAAUUCAAAACCCUACUCCUGUGAUCUUCACAGGUGGUAUCUCUCCUGCUCUCUGGUCCCCAGUGGUUUCAACUGGUGCCUACGAUCUAAAGGCUCUUGAAUUCGACCUCACUCCCUACCUACCUCUAUUCUGGUCAAACAUCAACGACCUCAAAAUUGAAGUCUCAAACUGCCUCCGCAACAAAAUGUCUCCCCAAUCAAUUGGCCAAAACUGGAUCACAACUGGCAAUCUACUAAUCUGGCAAAAUGAUCAAAUCUUAAACUCAAAUGGAAAAAUCCUAUCAACAAACAACACAAACAACGUCUUCUCAAACGUAAUCGACUCCUCCUCAAAGGACCUAUCCCAAUUUAUCAACUCGUCAAAUAAAUUUUCCAUAAAAUCAAAAUUGAACUUCAACUUGCAAAACAAUAAAAACAUCUCCGUCAUUAUCGAUAACAAUCGUCAUGUCAAAAACUCAAACAUCCAAUACUACAAAAAAAACGCUGAUUCUCAAUCUGUCCUAUCAAUUAUCGAAUUCAAAAACUCUUUUGGUCUAAUCAACUACAAAGACUAUCUAUCCAAUAACUACAACUCCUCCAUCUCACUAAACACAACUUCAACUUAUCCGUUAAAUAUCCAAAUGGAUUUCGACUCAAUCUCCGAUUCUUACGACAUUAAAUAUUUUGUCAAACUAUUCAAAGCCAUCAACCACAAAAUUAACAUGAAUAACGACAAAUUCUCAAUCCAAAAGAAAAAUGAACAAAAGGGUAAUUCAACUUUUAUAAUCUCACCAAAGAGAAAUCAUGGUUUUGGCUCAAUGAAAACUAACGUCCUCCUAUCUAGUAAAGGCUUUGAAAAUAAUGAUAAUCUAAAUUACACAAGAAAAGUCUUAGCUGUCAAUGGCUCAAUCCAAUAUGACAUUGUUAAUGGCGAAUUCAAAAACAAAGAUUAUUAUUUAAAUAACUUUUUCAACAAAGAUAUUCUUAACCAAAAUGCCCUAAAUGAUAGCAACAUCCAAAAUAAUGUUUGCUCGUUUUAUGAAAAAUUAAAUGACGAUAAAUGCUUUUCUUCAUGGUUAAAUCUUGAUAAAGAAAAAACUCAAUUUAAUAAACAUUUAUCCUUCUUAAAAAAUGAUCCAAAUUAUCAAGGAAUGCUUUCACAUUUAGAAGACUUGUAUAAGGAGGACCAAAUAGAUAAGGAGGUUUUCAGCUCUUUCUUAUCUUCUUUAGUUGACAAUUAUUAAGCAAAUGAAAAAAAAAAAAAAGGAAAAGAAAAAAAAGAAAAACACUUAUUUUGAAGCUUAUAAAAAUUGAGAGAUGAAAAUUCCAACUUAAACAUAUCAAACCUACUUUUUAAUUCUUUAUACAUAUUCAUUACUUAUCACUAUGAUUUUUAU